Molecule: messenger RNA, 240 nt
Organism: Phytophthora sojae
Lineage: Eukaryota; Oomycota; Peronosporomycetes; Peronosporales; Peronosporaceae
Exons: 3
Coding region: 1-240 (79 amino acids)
Source: RefSeq, a predicted model, not a curated record
AUGGACGACGGCUUCAUGAACUCGCGCUUGGAAGCCGUUGUCAAAGCGGAGAAGAAGAAGCGAUCAAAUUCCAAGUACUUCAACCAAACCGCGGACGACAAUCAUCCGGAGGGCACUACCGAGGAGAUAAUCACCUACUUCCCCGGUGGAACCCCGCCGUUCACCAGUUUGGUACUGCUCAGCGCCGCAGUGAACAGGAUCAACGAGUUUUACAACGUUGUCCGCAAGCUUGAUGCGUGA